This is a messenger RNA of Parascedosporium putredinis, 2661 nucleotides long. NCBI's taxonomy places the organism in Eukaryota, Fungi, Ascomycota, Sordariomycetes, Microascales, Microascaceae. The record is from the annotation of a GenBank genome assembly.
AUGGACCCUGCUUCGGCCGUUGGACUUGCAUCGUCCAUCCUCACAUUCAUCGAUUUCUCCGUUAAGCUCGUCUCCGGCGCACUCGAAGUGUACCGUUCCGCGGACGGCACGCUCGAGGAAAAUGCCCGCCUCGAGCGCGUCAUCGGCGACUUCGACGUGGUCGCGGGUGAGCUAGCGUGUCAGGCGAGUGGUGGUACGCGUGCCGAGCGGUCGAUUCGGGAGCUUGCUCUGGAGUGCCGGCCGGACGCUGAACUCCUCGUCGGCCUCCUUAGGUCGCUGAAAGUGCCCGGGAAGAGGACGCUGUGGAGGAGCGUGGCGGCGCAAUCUGAAAUCAUGUUGAAUAUGGUGCUGCUGCUCAGAUAUGUAGAGAAGAUUGGAGUCGAGCUGGAAAAGGUCAAACUCGAUGUCAUCAAAGAGAUACAAGGCGAUUCUGUCCCACAGGAGCCCGGUGGGGAUGAAAUGGGCAGCUUAGAAGAUGUCAAAACAAGCCUUCGCAAACUUCAGCACGUAACGCGGGCGCUGCCGGUGAAGCAGCGAAUUCUCCGGCAGCUCAUCUUUGACGAAUUGCCGCGUCGGCGAGAGCAGAUAUACCGAGCGGACGACGAGACUUGCGGGUGGGUAUUCGACACGGACAAGCUGGACCCAGAGACGCGGGGCGAUAACCGGUCAAGAGCCAGCCAGGAAAUCGUGGAGUGGCUGCGCGGUAGCAAUGGGGUAUUGCACAUCUCGGGCAAGGCGGGAUCGGGAAAGUCGACGCUCGUGCGCUACAUUGCCCAGCAGCAGCGUACGAUGCAGGAGCUGGCAACCUGGGCCGGCGAGAAGCCGCUCAUCAAGGCUGACUUUUAUUUUUGGAACUCCGGAUCCGAGUUGCAGCGGUCUCAGCAGGGCUUCUUCAGGUCCCUCUUGUUUGAGGUGUUACGCUCGGCUCCCGACCUGAUUGGCGAGGUGUUCCCCGGGCUCUGGUCACGGUAUCAGGGGAGCUGGACGAAAGAGUCUGGCUACAAAUUCUGCUUCUUCAUCGACGGUCUGGAUGAGUAUGAAGGUGAUAUCAUGGCGCAGGAGGAGCUAGCCCUACGUCUCGUCCAGUGGGCUGAAAUGGACAAUGUUAAAAUCCUGACUGCCGCGAGACCUCACCAUGAAUACAACGGCAUCCUUGCGCGCCGAGACAACACCAUCCACCUCCACACGCUCAAUAAGCCGGACAUUGAGGCAUAUUGCAAAACCCGCUUCGCUAAAGAUCGGAUAGCCUGCCGAGAGGGCAAGUCGCUGGACCCGAUUGUGGAAAAGAUCUCGUCGUCGGCCGAAGGAAUCUUUCUCUGGGCAUUCCUCGUCGUGAACAAGCUACUCGAGGCUAUGCGGCAGGGCGACCCGUUACACGUCGUACGGAAAAAGCUCGAUGAAACUCCAAAGGAGCUCAACGAGCUCUACACGAAUCUGCGCAACUCCAUCUCGAGCCCGAUUGAUCGCAAAAGAUGCGACAGGAUGCUCCUUUUGGCGCACCACAUGUUCGUGACGAACAGGGGAACCGUCAUGUUCAUAUCCCAGCAUGUGGUGAGCUUCUUCCACCGAACUGUCAAGGACUAUCUCUUGGAGAACGAAGCGCGGAUGCGAGAACUCGAGGCUUCUUUCCCCCACUUCGACGAGGGCAUCAUCUACGGCAACAUUUUCACCGCGGACCACCUUUUGAUCCGGGGCACUGUUGGCGUGGACGGUCUCGAAAAUCAUCUAAGCGCCACGGCGAGGGACCUUGAAACAUUGGGGAAAGCGGGGGUUCCCUUCCUCGAUAUGCUCCGCGCUCUCCACGACGCCGCCUUUGAGGCCGCCCCCGUCGAGAGGCGGUGCAAAGGAGUCCAAGAGUACGAAGAAGCGGUGGAAAGCGGGGUGAGGUGUGUUAUCCGCUACGGAAAGGAAAAGUUUCACAUGUCUAGCAACCUCAUAUUGGAGCUGAUGAUGAGGACUAACUCCUUGUCCCGCUUCGUCCUCACUACUUCGACAACCCGCUCUCGUUUCCUCCCGCUCCACGGGCUCGAGGACGUCAUUGGCCUCCGCAGCGACCGCCCCAUGUCCUUUAUCCACUUCCUAGCCACUAACCAACACUACGAUUACGUCCUCGAGCAGCUGGCCGCCGACCCGUCGCGCAUCCGUGCGGCGGCCGGCGACGAUUUGAGCCUGCUCGUCUCCGCAAUCUCCGACCCCAAGGACCUGGGAUCCGACGGCGGGGACCGAGGCUUCGGCGCGUUGCUCGAGGCCGAGGAUCUAGAUGAAACCAUUCUCGUGUAUUGGAUCGUGAGCGACCAAGUUGGGACGCUUGACCCGGGGUUCCGCAUGCCCGUCUAUCUAGCGGCGCUGCUGCUGAUCGUAGCCAAAUGCGUGGAGACGACACCGUGCGACGACGGCUUGCCCGGCCGUAAAGUCACUUUUAGAACGACGACCAUCGCGCGCGCCACGGACAGUCUUCUCAAGCACGCGCGUCAACGAGGGAAAGCGUCCCUCCUCGCGCUGAGGCAAGGCAAGGGGAGCGGCAAGGACCCGGGCCUCGUGGCGGAGAUUCUGGCGCACUGCGAGCACCGAUUGGGACUGAGCGGGCUAGAUGCGUUUUUGAGCCGCCGGCGGACCCGAAUAACCCGUUGGGGGAACACCUCGGGGAUCGCGUGGCCGUGA